AUGCAGCCGAAGAAGAUUGGACAACGCGGCCGGGUGAACACACGAGUCACCGCCCUGCCGUCCUAUCCGUCAGAGAUUCAGAAAUGGACUGAAUUCCUGAGCAACUUCAGCGGAGAGGAAGGAGACAAAUAUGCGCAGCGUAUACGGGAGAUCAGGAGACGGCGAGCAAAGGAAAUCGUAAUAGAGGUCGACGAUUUGAAGCACUAUGCCGAUAGGUGGGUGGAAGCCGAGAAAGCCGCAGAAUGGGAUCAAUUCAUUCGCAAUGUCGAACGAAACUGCUUGCGCUACGUCAAGCUGCUGCAGGAGGCCGUCGACGAGAUGCUCGACGCCCUGCCGCUGCCGCAAGUUGGCUCCGAUGUCUCCACGAGGGAUGUGGAGGCCAUCGUUCGCGACCAUCAGCUUCGCGGGGUCCGCAUUCCCGGCACCAACAUGGUGCGCACUGACGUCGGCCGCGAGAACCUCUCCAGCGGAGCCCAGGACGGCGCGGCGGUUCAGCCGGCCGCCCUCCCCAAAUCCCUCACACGAAGCUACGAGGCGCGCAUCCUUGGGUCGCAGGAUACUAAGGUGAUCCCACUGCGCAAGGUGGGCGCUCGGCACAUCGGCAGCCUGGUGCGCAUCCGGGGCAUGGUGACCCGCACGACCGAAGUGAAGCCUCUGAUGAUCGUGGCAGCCUACACGUGCUCGGACUGCGAGACCGCCAUCUAUCAGGAAGUGCUCGGCAAGACGUUCAUGCCAAUCAUUCAAUGCCCUUCGGCCGAGUGCCAGAAGAAGCAGACCAAGGGCAGACUGCAUCCACACAUGCGCGCGUCCAAGUUCACGAAGUUUCAGGAAGUGCGAAUCCAAGAAAUUGCCGAAGAGGUGCCCAUGGGCCACGUACCCACCAGUCUCAUUGUACACGCGCGAGGCGAAGCAUCUCGAAAGUGUGGACCUGGCGACAUUGUCACACUCUGGGGCAUCUUCCUGCCGACUCCCGCCUCGGGUUUCAAAGCCAUGCUUCCCGGAGCGUUGCUGUCCGAAACCUUCAUGGAUGCCAUGGCCAUCCACCGACACAAGAAGUCCUACCUCGAAUACUCCAUUACCCCGAUGAUGGAAAGGGAAAUCAUGGCCUUGGCUGAGAGCCCUCGAGCCUACGCCACGCUGGCUUCGUCUCUCGCUCCCGAGAUCUUUGGUCACGACGACGUCAAGAAGGCCCUGCUGCUGCUGAUGGUGGGUGGAGUGACCAAGGACAUGGGCGCCGGAAUGCGCAUCAGAGGCGACAUCAACAUCUGCCUCAUGGGCGACCCCGGUGUGGCCAAGUCGCAGCUGCUCAAACACAUCUCUCGCGUCGCCCCACGAGCCAUUUACACGUCCGGCAAGGGAUCGUCAGGCGUCGGUCUCACCGCCGCCGUGAUCAAGGACCCGAUUUCGGGCGAGCUGGUGCUCGAGGGCGGUGCGCUCGUGCUGGCCGACAUGGGCGUGUGCUGCAUCGACGAGUUCGACAAGAUGGACGACUCGGACAGAACGGCCAUUCACGAAGUGAUGGAGCAGCAGACCGUGUCGAUCGCGAAGGCAGGCAUCACCACGCGCUUGAACGCUCGCACAUCAAUCCUGGCCGCGGCCAACCCUGCGUUCGGUCGCUACAACCCCCACCGAUCCCCAGAGGAGAACAUCAACUUGCCGGCUGCUCUGCUCUCGCGAUUCGAUUUGCUGUUCCUCGUGCUCGAUAGACCCUCGCGGAGCGCCGACUUGGAGUUGGCGCGACAUGUGUGUCACGUGCACAGGCACGGCAAGCACCCCGGCGCCGGUGGCGACGGUAUGAAGACGCCCGAGUUUAUGCGCGCCUACAUCUCGCUCGCCCGUAAGGUGGAGCCCGCCGUGCCUGACCACCUCAUCUCCUACAUCACCGAUGCCUACGUCAACAUGCGUUCCAGCGGCGGGAUGUCAGGGUCGGCUGCCUCGGCUGGCUACACAUACACAACGGCCCGUACGCUUCUGGGCAUCUUGCGUCUGGGCCAGGCGCUGGCCCGGAUUCGGUUCAGCGACGAGAUAUCGCAGGCCGACGUCGACGAGGCCAUGCGACUCAUGCACUCCUCCAAGGCCUCGCUCUACGAACCCACCCAGGGCCGCACCAACGCGAUCGAUCCGGUGUCAGCAAUCUAUUCGCUUGUGCGCGACUGGGCCUCGACGCACCAGACGCUCAUCGUUAAGGAAGACGAGAUCCUUCCUCAGGUGCUGGCUCGCGGAUUCACGUUGGACCAGCUGCGAGAGUGCAUCCAGGAGUACGAGAUGAUCAAUAUUUGGACCCACUCGGCUGCCAGCCGCGAGAUACGCUUCAUGUCUUACGCUUAA
Molecule: messenger RNA, 2328 nt
Organism: Acanthamoeba castellanii str. Neff
Lineage: Eukaryota; Discosea; Longamoebia; Acanthamoebidae
Product: DNA replication licensing factor mcm7, putative
Exons: 13
Coding region: 1-2328 (775 amino acids)
Biological process (GO): double-strand break repair via break-induced replication; DNA replication initiation; DNA strand elongation involved in DNA replication
Cellular component (GO): MCM complex; nucleus
Molecular function (GO): single-stranded DNA binding; ATP binding; ATP hydrolysis activity
Source: RefSeq, a predicted model, not a curated record